AUUUCACACACAUAUAUAAAAAUACAUACAUACACAAAAACAGUAAUAACAUUUCAUAUUGUAUAAUAUUAUUGUAAUACCUAUAUUUUGAAAUAAUGACAGUAGAUACUUUGGAAAUUAAAAAAGGAUUUGAAUAUAUUCAAGAUGAAAUUUGUAAAUUUUUAAUUGAAACUACAGGUGGUAAACAAGUUUAUCUCGAAGAUAAUUGGCAGUAUCAUAAGGGUAGUGGUGGUGGUAGAUCAAGAGUAUGGGAGGGCAAUAAUGAAGAGGGAUUUUACGAGAAUGGGACCGAUUUAAAACAAUUUGAAAAGAUUGAAAAAGGAGGUGUUAAUUUUUCAUAUAUUGUAGGUAGCAAUUUACCAUCAGCUGCAGCAACCCAAUUCAAAAUUUCACCAGAUACUCAAUACAUUGCAACUGGUGUUAGUUUAGUUAUACAUCCAUACAAUCCAAAUGUUCCAACCAUUCAUAUGAACGUUAGAUACUUUGAGGCCGGUUCAACAUGGUGGUUUGGCGGUGGUGUCGAUUUGACCCCAGUCUAUCCACGUUUAGAGCAAGUAAAGCAAUUCCAUCAAACUUUAAAGAACGUCUGCGACAAAUACGGUGAUGAAAAAUUCAAAACAUCAUACGCCCUUGGCAAAGCAGAAUGCGACACCUAUUUCUAUCUUCCACACAGAGGCGAAACCCGUGGUAUUGGUGGUCUUUUCUACGAUCACUUAAAGAGCGACAACCCAGAAGAUAAAGCUGCCAUUUGGAAAUUCAUCUAUCAAUUAGGUUUAUCAUUCAUCGACCUUUACAAACCAUUUUUAGUAGACAACUCUGAUUUAACCUACACCAAAAUACAAAGAGAGUACCAACUUUACCGUCGUUCACGUUAUGUAGAGUUCAACUUACUCUUUGAUAGAGGCACUAAAUUUGGUAUCAUGUCUGAAGGCAGAACCGAAUCUAUUUUAAUGUCAUUACCAGCCGUUGCAAAGUGGAAAUAUAACUAUACACCAGAACCAAAUACCAAAGAAGCAGAAUUAUUAACUUUCCUCAAACCAAGAGAUUGGUUAAAUGAAUAAUAAUAAUAAUAAUAAUAUAAUAUAAUUUUAAUCUAAAAUAAAAAAACAACCACAAAAUAAAAAUCUAAAUUGUAAAGUUUCAAAUAUUUAAUUUUUUAUUAAUAAUGUAUUAAAAAAAAAUAAUAAAAAUAAACAAAUAAAAAAAAUUGU
Messenger RNA from Dictyostelium purpureum, 1211 nucleotides. RefSeq names its product coproporphyrinogen III oxidase. The transcript has a single exon. Bases 96 to 1061 code for a protein of 321 amino acids. The record is from RefSeq and is a predicted model, not a curated record. Gene Ontology annotation, cellular component: mitochondrial intermembrane space; cytoplasm. Lineage: Eukaryota; Evosea; Eumycetozoa; Dictyosteliales; Dictyosteliaceae. Gene Ontology annotation, molecular function: coproporphyrinogen oxidase activity.